Molecule: messenger RNA, 4047 nt
Organism: Culex quinquefasciatus (southern house mosquito)
Lineage: Eukaryota; Metazoa; Arthropoda; Insecta; Diptera; Culicidae
Gene: babo
Product: TGF-beta receptor type-1
Exons: 9
Coding region: 861-2792 (643 amino acids)
Biological process (GO): protein phosphorylation; cellular response to growth factor stimulus; nervous system development
Cellular component (GO): activin receptor complex; plasma membrane
Molecular function (GO): ATP binding; activin binding; activin receptor activity, type I
Source: RefSeq, a predicted model, not a curated record
AAAAAAGAAAAGAAAAGAAAAAAAAACUCUUGCAAACCUGGAGCCGAACUGACGUUUUGGGGGGCACAAAUAAAAUGGCCAUCGCCAGCAGCGCAAGUGAGGAAAAUCGUUCGCCGCGGGUUGCGCAAAUUUAGCAGAAUCCAAGAAAAUUUCGGAUCUCCGGAUUGUUGGUCGGGCGGAGUUUACCGUCGGUUGUCGGUUUGAAGGUGGGUCGUGUGUGGCUCGGUGGUUCCGGAAUCUGUGGGGUUUUUUGGAGAAGAGUUUUUUUCCUGGUUUUGCUUUCCGGAAGAAAUUUGAGUGAGAAUUUUUUUCGACGCAAACAGAAAAGUAGUUUUGGAGAUUUAAUUUUUCGGGAAUUCCAGCAAGGAAAAGAGAUCUAAAGUUUUGGAAAGGUCAAGAAUCCGGUUCGUGCUGCAGUUGUGAAGCCGGGACGCGAUUCCGGAAGAGGUGACUCCGGAAUUUUCGGAUCAAAACAGAGCAGGGUGUGAGAGAGCGAAAGCUGUCAAAGUCGAAAGUGGCCCCCACAAAACCGGGCGGAAAACCGGGAAGAAGCUCCCGAAAAUUUUGGUUGCAAAUUCAGAAAAGAGGUCAACCACAAAAGGUUGAGUUUGUUUUGAUCUGGAAGCGGUUCCGGAUUAGAAGAGAUCAUGCUACCGGCAGCGCCGGCUUAGAGUGUCCUCAAAACAGUGGCAACUUUCUCCUCAGGAAAAGGGAGAAAAAAAGUGGUCCUCCCCGAAAAAGGGGAAGGGGAAGAAAUAUUGCGCAAGUGUUCUCCACACUCCAAUCCAACUCCUCACGUCGAUUCUCCUCGUCCUCACUUGAGGAGGAAGACAGUGAAAAACCAGGAAUACCUCACGGAAAUGUCGACCGGGAACGGUGGCCACAGCAGUAGUAGUAGUAGUGGCGCAAGAAUGGCCGGAAGUUGGCGAAAUAAUCGGUGGCCGAAGAGGCAAGCAAAAUGGCAAAUUGGUGGAGCAGGAAUGAUGGUGGCGAUGCUGUUGGCGGCGGUGCUGGUGCUGGCGGAAUUUGGAGAACGGAACGCAGUGAACGCUUCGCGGAUCAUCCGGCACACCAACAACAAGCGCAGCAGCAGCCUCAACGACUACCAGGACUCGUCGCUGGCCAAGGAGCAGCACCACCACCAACAGCAGCAGCAGAUUAAUGGGAAAUAUUUAAGCUCCCACGAGAACCAUGACGAUGACAGCCAGGGUGCGGAACCGGGAGCGACACUAUUCGCGUCGGUGCCGUCGUCCUCGUCGUCACUGUCAUCGCCGCUGUCGCAUAAUUCGCCGCAAACAUUGACGCUGACGGCGGACAAAAAUAAAACCAAAUUAUUAAAAUGUCACUGCGACAUUUGCAAGGAUCAAAACUACGUGUGCGAAACGGACGGACUGUGCUUCACGUCGCUGUCGCUCGAGCACGGCACCUACAAGUACUCGUACAGAUGUCUCGAACGACGGAUUCUGACUCCGCCGGACAAUCCGAUCUGGUGCCGGGAAAAGUCCCCCGUCGGACGGUACCACACGAUGGGAUGCUGUGACAGCAACUACUGCAACGGGCAGAUUGUCUUCCCGAACGGAACGUCGUCGACGUCGGAACCGUAUUACGGUACGGCUUCCAAUGCUACCGAAUCACCUGAGGUGAAGGAGAUGGACCUGGCCCUGCUGAUGGUGUUGGCCGUCGGCGGAGUGAUGGCGUUCGCGCUCUGUGUCAGCCUGAUGUUUGUGAUGCUCCGCCGGAGGAAGCGCAACAGCGGCGCUCGGCAGAUCCUGCCGGAGGAUUCCGUGUGCGGCGCGAGCUACCCGAUUCUGAACGGCCACUCGACGACGCUGCACGACUUUAUCGAGAUGACCACGUCCGGGUCGGGGUCGGCCGGUCUCCCCCUCCUCGUCCAGCGGUCCAUAGCGCGCCAAAUCCAACUCGUCGAGGUCAUCGGCAAGGGUCGCUUCGGCGAGGUGUGGCGUGGCAAGUGGCGCGGCGAAAACGUCGCCGUCAAGAUCUUCUCCAGCCGCGAGGAGUGCUCCUGGUUCCGGGAGGCGGAAAUCUACCAGACCAUAAUGCUGCGCCACGAGAACAUCCUCGGCUUCAUCGCUGCCGAUAACAAAGAUAAUGGCACUUGGACUCAGCUCUGGCUGGUGACGGAUUACCACGAGAAUGGAUCGUUGUUUGAUUUCCUGACGGCGCGCUGCAUCGACACCAAGACGAUGGUCGAGAUGGCGUACUCGAUCGCGACCGGCCUGGCCCACCUGCACAUGGACAUUGUGGGAACGCGCGGAAAACCGGCCAUCGCCCAUCGGGACCUCAAGUCGAAGAACAUUCUCGUCAAGUCGAACCUCUCGUGCUGCAUCGGUGAUCUCGGGCUGGCGGUGCGUCACAAUGUGGCCACCGAUACGGUGGACAUUCCGUCCACGCACCGGGUCGGAACGAAGCGUUACAUGGCGCCGGAAGUGCUGGACGAGACGAUCAACGUGAACCAGUUUGAUUCGUUCAAGCGAGCGGAUGUGUACGCGUUCGGGUUGGUGUUGUGGGAGAUUGCGCGGCGCUGCAACGUCGGGGGAAUCUACGACGAGUACCAGCUGCCUUUCUACGAUGUGGUGCAGCCAGAUCCGACCAUCGAGGAGAUGAGAAAGGUCGUCUGCACGGACCGGCAGCGGCCGAGCAUACCGAACCGGUGGAUCGCCUCCGACACGCUCCACUCGAUCUCCAAGGUGAUGAAGGAGUGCUGGUACCAGAACCCGGCCGCUCGCCUCACCGCGCUGCGCAUCAAGAAAACGCUGGCGAACAUUCGCUAGAGGCGGCCACCGGCCACCGACCAGUGUGGCACCGGUUCCGGCGACGCUCCGUCGGCUUCGUGGGUGUAAGAUAGGAGGGAGUGUUUGCGUGUGAGUACUAAACAAUGCCGAAAAGUUCAAGUUUUGAGGUGGGGAUGAAAGGGAAGGAACGGAAGGAUGAUGAACUCUCGAUUUAGGAAUUAAUGCAGACAGAAGAAACACACACACACACACACAUUUUCUAGCUGGUAAGAGUAUUUAACAUUUAAGAUGGAUUGUGAACGCCGCGUGUGUGAUAAAGUCGACGACUUUUGUGGGUAAAAGUGAGUUUGGGGUGAGAUGAGAGAGAAAUAACUAUAGUUGUGUAAGUUUACAGUUUAUUGUGAAUCGUAGGUGUAAGGAUUUUCAUUCUUUUGCUAGAUCAAAAGAAACAAAUUUAGAAACACCUAGUGUUAGUAAGGCUAACAGGCGGAAGGACAUGUGACGUGUAGACUAUUAAGUUUAAAAAUGGAGGAGAAGUAUCUGAUACACCAAGUGUAGAGUUGAGCAACCUUGGAAACACACACACUGUCCGUAACCGUAAACGAACCGUACUAUCAUUUGUUUGUUUUAUUGAACGAUUAAUCAAUGUUUUGGAUGUUUGAUUUUAUUGUCAAGCUGGGUGCGAAACAGAUCUUUAUACAGUAAUAUAAUAUAUAUAAACUAUUAUUUAUUAGUUUCACCUUAUUUAUCAUAUAUUUGUGAGCAUUUUCUUGGUUUACACAUUUCUAACAUAUCCCCCCUCUAAAACACUCCUCCUCAAUCAAAGAUUCAAAGUUAAUCGCGAGUAAGAGAAAAAGAAAAUAGUAACAUAAAAUUGUACCUCCAUUUACAGACAGACACAAACAAAAAAAUACACUGUAAAAAAUCAGCAGCAGGAAUCCAUUACAUUUAAUCGAGGGAGCGAACUGUUGAAAUCCAAAAAGGCAAACACGUUACUCACACAGUUUUACAAAUCAGAAUUUAAGAGCAAACAGCAACACAAAAAAAAGAGAAAAGAGCAGAUUACUUCCAUUUAGAGACUGUUGAUGAAACUAUUAGAUUAUGAAAUGUUUUAACAUCUUCAGCGCCAACACACACAGAAAGAGACAGAGGGAGAGAGAAAAGAUAAAAACAGUUCAAAAUUCCUCAAUAACCGCAAAUUCCUCACACAAUUACUUACACCUGUUCAGUUGAGAGCAAGUUGAUUUCCAAACUUUUAACCCCUUCACACACACCAUCCUACCCUAAAGACACA